Messenger RNA from Lottia gigantea (owl limpet), 1281 nucleotides. RefSeq lists its product as hypothetical. The record is from RefSeq and is a predicted model, not a curated record. The transcript is spliced from 5 exons. NCBI's taxonomy places the organism in Eukaryota, Metazoa, Mollusca, Gastropoda, Lottiidae. The coding region runs from base 1 to 1281 and encodes 426 amino acids.
AUGGCGAACGAGUUUGGAUUAGGUUCUUUAUCUUUAGAAACUAAAAAACCUAACAUUACAGCAUGGAUAAAUAAAGCGAAACCUUACUUUGUGGAUCUAAUCGGAGACACUCUUCAAGGUGAUUUAGAUAUGAACAAUUUCAAAGUAACUAAUUUAAAAUCUCCGGAAAAUUAUACUGACGCUGUUCACAAGAGAUACUUACGGGAUCAAAUAAAUUCAAUUGAAAAGGAAGAAAGGUUGGCGGAUCCUGGAUCACGUGGUGAAGAUUCAGAUGGUGUGGAAGGGGAAGACGAGUCUGAAAGUGAAAAGAGAAGGGGAGUGUACUCUCUACGAGAGCGUUUACCUAUGUCUGCUGGACUAGGAGUAGGUGAACUUCGUGCUCGAGUAGGGGUUUGGUUCGGCAGCGUUGUGUCUCUAGAUGGUACAGGUAGGUCGGCGAUGGGGUGGGAUAUAGCUGGAUGGGUUGGUUGGUGGUCGGCGAUUGACAAAACUUAUAUCCACAUAAUAAAUUUAACGCUCGUAGAGUUCUUCAGUUUAUCAAGGGUACAAAAAGAAACUAAAGAAUUAGAAAUUAACGACGAAAACAAUAAGGCUUAUCACUUAUAUGAAAUUAAAACGAGUGGAAAAUAUAUAGAUAGGUUUAGAAUGUUAAUCAUACCAGUUAAUGAAGAAGAUGAACUUUCAUUGAGUGAAUUUGAUAUGAUAUUGGAGAUGGAAACUUCACCAUCAAUGAAUAUCAUUAGAAAUCCAGAACCAGAAAAAGAAGGAUGGUAUUACUUGUACCAUUACAAUAAAGAAAUGGUUGAAGAAGAAUGGUAUGAAAGUACUAGAAUGGUUCCGAAACACACCGAAAAAGAAAACGUAGAAAAAGUUUACUCACAUACACACCCUUUUAUAAGAUAUUUUAUCAGACAAUCCAUUAAAGGAGGAAGAGUUUCGGCAAAUCGAAAAUCAUUUGAAACGAAUAAAAUGGAUGAAAUUUGUAAUGUAUUAAAGGAAUACACAGAACUCGAGAAUAGUAAUAUAAUUGAUUUAUUUAAAGAAUAUAGUAAAAGUAAAAAAGAUAAAACGGAAGUUAAUUCAAAACUUAAAAAAAUAAAAUGUACUGAACUAAUGGCCUUUGAUACUAACGGUUUGUACGCUUCCGCCACGUCAGAUUUAGACAGCGAAUAUCCAAAAGCGGAAAGUGCUAGAGAAUUUUUACCUGAGGAAGAAGAAGAAUUUGUCAAGCUCUUUAAUGAGCAGAAAUUCAGAACUAGAACGGCUAUUUUAAAAGUCUAG